This is a messenger RNA of Megachile rotundata (alfalfa leafcutting bee), 2212 nucleotides long. It is a transcript of the gene Yeti, whose product is annotated as yeti. The record is from RefSeq and is a predicted model, not a curated record. NCBI's taxonomy places the organism in Eukaryota, Metazoa, Arthropoda, Insecta, Hymenoptera, Megachilidae. Gene Ontology annotation, cellular component: Swr1 complex.
UUUAUUCGCAAUGAAAAUGGCUGAUGAUGUCGGUCGAAAGUAUUUGCGAAUCAGAAGGCAAUUCGUACUGUUCAAUUGUUAAUUUUUCUGCGAUUUUCUUUAGUUCGGUGGUGUUUGUUUAUACUAGUUUUUAAAACUCCAGCGAUUUUUGUUCAGAGUUUGUUAUUAGUGAGCUACGGAUAAGUGGUGGGCAACGAAAGUAGAAGAACGUUUCAAAUAUUCUGACGAAAGUUCCGGAAACCAGUUGGCCGUGUCACUGAAUUUUUAGUAUAAAAGGUCGUGUUUUUGGAGGAAAGUCGUAUAUCACCAAUUAAAUUAUAAUUGAAUAUGACUGAAGAACAUCAGUUGCCUUCUGAUUCUGAUGAAGACGAUGAAGACUAUGUUCCUGAUGGUGUAGACAGUGAACCUGUAUCAGAGGUAGAAUCUGAAGGUGAUGCUGAAAGUGGUCCUGAAGAUGAAAACGAUGAAAAUAAACGGGAAACCACAAAGAAAGCAGGGACAAAGAGAAACAAGGUGACAAAGUCGAAGUCUAAGAAGCAUAGACGAGGAAAAAAAUUAAAGAAAUCUGAGGAGAAGGAAGAAGAGGAAGAAGAAGAAAAGGAAGAGUCGAAAGAGACGAAAAAACUUACUGAAGAAGAAGAAAAGAAAAGAGCUGAUUCACUUUGGGCUGAUUUUAUGAAAGAUACGGCAAUUGUAUCUAAAUCUAAGCCACAGGAGGCAAUAAGUAAAUCAAAAGAGAAAUCACCACCUUUAGAAAAGCCAAAAGUAGAGGAAAAAGUAAAGAUAACUAAAGUUUUUGAAUUUGCUGGAGAAGAGGUGAAGAUUGAAAAGGAAGUGCCAAUAGAUUCAGCAGAAGCUAGAUUAACACUUUCAUCUGCAGAAAAUUCGGAAAAGACUGGAAAUUCCACCGCUCCAGCAGGAAGAGGAUCUGGAAGAGGAAGAGGUUUCAAAAGAGCUGGUUUAGGAGGCAUUUCGUCAGUUCUUACUCAAAUUGGAAAAAAGGCGAAGAUCAGUACACUAGAGAAAUCCAAAUUAGAUUGGGAUAAUUAUAAGAAAGAAGAAAAUUUGGAAGAAGAAAUUAGUACUCAUAAUAAAGGCAAAGACGGGUAUUUGGAACGUCAAGACUUUUUACAAAGAGCUGAUUUACGACAGUUUGAAAUUGAAAAACAGUUACGCAAUGCAAACAGACGCAGUACGCGGUGAAUUUUUGUUUUAACACAUGUAUGUGUAUCUUCCCUAGCAAUGAGAGCCAGAGAUGAUACUAAGAGAAUAUCUUGUUAGAUUAAUCAGCUCUGAGCGCUUAUAUCACAUACUUAAUCUAAUUCCUCAAACUUUCAUUAAUAUCUCACAACAUAUAUAAAAAUGUGAUAGCCUUGCUUGGCUUGAUAAUUGGCUGGAUUUAGUUAUGAAGUGGUUGAAAGCCAAUUCUGUGAGAAGAGACUGAUCAUUCCAGUGUAUUGAAAAUAAUACAGUAUGUUAUGUAAUAGUUUAAUUUACCAUCCGAGAGCUUUGUCUCGAUCCGUUAUAUCACAGAACUUCGCAUCGAAGCAGGAUGUUUGAAGCUUGAUGCUUCAGAAGCAGAUAUAUUCUAAUCAAGCUCCAGAAUAAUUUUAUUUUGUUUCAGUGAAAAAGGAUGAUUGACGCAGUAUAAAUAGUAUAGGUAUUUAAUAAAAUCCGUUUGAAUGAUGACUGAAUACUUAUGAAUAUGUGUCUUAGAAACAAUCAUGACUUUUAUUUCGUUGAAAAUCACUGUCUUAGGCGAGUCAUUUAAAACAUAUUUACGAUAUUUCUAGACGAAAUGCAAAAUGAAGUCGUAGAUUAUUGACGCAGAUGAAGGUUCACAGUAGUUGUUUAUUUUUCAGCAGUAUGUGAAACUUAUUAAAAAUAUUCAACUUCAAGUUAUGUUAACAUAUCUGCGCAAAAAAUUGUAAUUUUUUAAAUUAAGCUUACAUUUUUUUAGAUACAUGUAAAAUAUGUUUCACACAUACAUACGAGAUUUCUUUACGUUUAUUCGAUAUCAUUGAACAAGAGAAAUAAUAAUAUUUAACAACUAUUUCAUGUUCAUCUUUAUAUAUUACAUAUUGGCUUUAUAUCAUUGUAUAAUUAUGACAAGGUCUACAAACACGUGGCCAAAAUUAUAGACUAAAAUUUUUAUUAGUCUUGCUGUUUUAUGUUGUGUCCUUUGCUUGAUGAUAUACUUUUUUUACCAUGA